UAAAUCUCUCUCUUUCAUGAAGAUGACCAAUCCAGCCAUUCCGUCCUUUCUCCAUCUUAUCCCUCUCUUGUUCCUUCUUCACGUGAUGACUGUUGCGGGGAGGAGCAGUGCUACUAGAUUCUACCACUUCAAGGUACAAACAAUGAGACUCACCAGGCUAUGUCAGACCAAUGAGAUUGUGACGAUCAAUGGGAAGUUCCCUGGUCCAGCGAUCAGAGCUCAAGAAGAUGACAGAGUUAUUGUUACAGUUACCAACAGGACCCCGUAUAAUACGACGAUUCACUGGCAUGGAGUUAAGCAGAAACUAUCAUGUUGGUAUGAUGGUCCAUCCUACAUAACGCAAUGCCCAAUUCAGAGUGGGCAGAGUUUCACAUACAACUUCACAUUGACACAACAAAAAGGCACCUUCUUCUGGCAUGCACAUGUUUCAUGGCUUAGGGCCACAGUUUAUGGCUCCCUUGUAGUGUACCCUAAAGCAGGUGUUCCUUACCCGUUCAAGAAACCAUUUAUGGAGAAUACAAUCAUCCUAGGGGAGUACUGGCUUAAGGACGUAGUACAGCUCCAACAACAUGUAUUGGAGAGUGGAGGCCCUCCUCCUCCAGCAGACGCUUUCACAAUUAAUGGUCAACCAGGCCCUAACUACAAUUGUUCCUCUAAUGACGUGUAUGAGAUUAAGAUAGUUCCGGGGAAGACAUACCUGCUCAGGCUGAUUAACGCAGGCAUAAACAUGGAGAGCUUCUUCACCAUUGCUAAUCACAGGUUUACAAUAGUGGAAGCAGAUGGUGAGUACACCAAACCCUUAACCACAGAGCGUGUGAUGUUGGUGCCUGGACAGACCAUGAAUGUUCUUGUCACAGCUGAUCAGGCUAUCGGGAAGUACUCCAUUGCCAUGGGCCCUUAUGAGUCUGGAAAGAACAUUAAAUUCCAAAACACAUCAGCAAUAGCCUAUUUACAGUACUUGGGUGCGCUGCCUAAUACUCUAACAUUACCAGCUAAGUUGCCAGAUUUUAAUGAUAAUCUCGCUGCUAAGAACGUCAUGGAUGGACUGAGAAGUCUGAACACAGUUGAUGUUCCAAAAGAUAUUGAAGCCAAUCUCUUCAUCACAAUCGGGAUAAAUGUAAACAAGUGUAACUCUGAAAAUCCAAAGGAUAAGUGCCAGGGGCCCAAAAAUGGAAGAUUAGCAGCUUCCAUGAACAACAUCAGCUUCGUUGAGCCUAAAGUGUCAAUUCUGGAAGCUUAUUACAAGAAGCUGGAUGGAUACUUCACCACAGAUUUUCCAGGAGUGCCAGAAAAAUUCUCUGACUUUGUCAAUGGGGCACCCAAUAACAUUCCCAACGACACACAAGCUGCAAAUGGGACAAGAGCUAUAGUUUUCGAAUACGGGACCAAGAUACAGCUAAUCUUCCAGAAUACCGGCACACUCACAACUGAGAAUCACCCAAUUCAUAUUCAUGGGCACAGCUUUUAUGUUAUUGGUUAUGGUACAGGAAACUAUGAUCAACGAACAGCACAAUUUAAUUUGGAGGAUCCUCCUUACAUGAACACCAUUGGAGUUCCAGUAGGAGGAUGGGCUGCAAUCAGGUUCGUUGCAGAUAAUCCAGGGGUCUGGUUCUUGCAUUGCCAUAUUGACAUACACCAGUCAUGGGGAUUGAGCACAAUGUUUAUAGUAAAAAAUGGCAAGAAGGAGCUCGAGAGCCUACCUCAGCCUCCUGCAGAUCUGCCGAAGUGCUAACUGCAUUGAAGUUUAACAAAC
Molecule: messenger RNA, 1753 nt
Organism: Tarenaya hassleriana
Lineage: Eukaryota; Viridiplantae; Streptophyta; Magnoliopsida; Brassicales; Cleomaceae
Product: laccase-6
Exons: 6
Coding region: 17-1732 (571 amino acids)
Biological process (GO): lignin catabolic process
Cellular component (GO): apoplast
Molecular function (GO): hydroquinone:oxygen oxidoreductase activity; copper ion binding
Source: RefSeq, a predicted model, not a curated record